Pelobates fuscus (common spadefoot toad) is the source of this 1488-nucleotide messenger RNA. It is a transcript of the gene TEX261, whose product is annotated as testis expressed 261. Gene Ontology annotation, molecular function: COPII receptor activity. Bases 262 to 852 code for a protein of 196 amino acids. The transcript is spliced from 6 exons. The record is from RefSeq and is a predicted model, not a curated record. Gene Ontology annotation, biological process: endoplasmic reticulum to Golgi vesicle-mediated transport. Lineage: Eukaryota; Metazoa; Chordata; Amphibia; Anura; Pelobatidae. Gene Ontology annotation, cellular component: COPII-coated ER to Golgi transport vesicle; endoplasmic reticulum membrane; Golgi membrane.
CCAGGGUAGAGAGGGGCAGUUAAGGGGUGGCACUGCCAGGGUUGAGAGGGGCAGAUAAGGAGGGACUCCCUGCCAGGGUAAAGAGGGGCAGUUAAGGGGUGCCACUGCCAGGGUUGAGAGGGGCAGAUAAGGAGGCACUCCCUGCCAGGGUAGAUAGGGGCAGUUAAGGGGUGGCUCACUGUCAGGGUAGAUAGGGGCAGAUAAGGAGUGAACACUAGGGCAGUGAGGGUCCCCUGUGUUAGUGUCUGAUCCAGCAGGAAGAUGUGGUUUAUCUAUAUACUCAGCUGGCUGUCCUUGCUCAUCCAGGUGGCCUUUGUCACUUUGGCAAUAGCUGCCGGACUUUACUACUUGGCGGAGUUAAUAGAGGAAUAUACCGUAGCAACAAGCAGAAUCAUAAAGUACAUGAUCUGGUUUUCUACAGGGGUGCUGAUUGGUCUGUACCUGUUUGAGAAGUUCCCCGGGGUGAUGGUGGGAGUAGGACUUUUCACGAAUGUAGUAUACUUUGGAUUGCUACAGACAUUCCCUUUCAUAUUGCUAACAUCCCCCAACUUCAUUCUAUCCUGUGCUCUUGUGGUGCUGAAUCACUACUUGGCUUUCCAGUUCUUCGCUGAAGAGUAUUACCCCUUCUCAGAGGUCCUUGCAUACUUUACCUUCUGCCUGUGGCUUAUACCUUUUGCGUUCUUUGUGUCCCUGUCAGCGGGAGAGAAUGUGUUGCCAUCUACAAUCCAACAAGGAGAUGACGUGGUUUCCAAUUAUUUUACGAAAGGUAAGCGAGGAAAACGUUCUGGAAUCCUUGUUAUCUUCUCAUUCAUCAAGGAAGCCAUAUUGCCUACUAGGCAGAAAAUGUACUGAGCCCUGCAUUCCUCCUCCCUGUGGGAUCGACCUGUGCACAGCAGCCACGCUGAAACACUAAAACAGAGCUUAAAUAAAAGAAGAAAGACUUGCAAAGGGUUGAACCAUGGAGGCUGUCUCGGGCUUCAUAUUUGCACGUACGCUUUUCCCAAAGGAUGUUUUCAGGGAUAUAAGAGCUGCUGUGUGGAUGGAAGUCCUGGAUCCAGUGGAAGGUGCUGCUUUACGUGCCCAAAACCAGUUGAGGUUCUCCCGUUUGUCAACGCAUCCCCGUGAUUGCUCGAAGUGGAGGAGUCGUUCCCUAAUUUACUGAUUUACAGAAAAGGCUAUUUUAAACUCACUGGGUUUACUUGUUAGGAGUACUCUUAUUUAAUUCAAGAAUAAAAAGUAGACUCAUUCUGCAAUGAAAAAUCCAAGGUUCUAGUCAAUUUUUUUAAACAAAAUUUACUUAAUGCCGAUAGAUUUUUUUCUUUAUUUUUUCUGGCGUAGGCCAGUUUGGCCUCUCUUAGUCAUUCAGCUCUGCAGAGAUUAAUGUGAUUUCUAAUAAAUGUGUGUUUUCAGCAUAGUGGACAUUUAACAAGAAACGUGCAGUGACUGCAGUAGCCUCUGCUCUUGUGAAAUAAAAGCAGCCUUUCUUAA